AACAACGACCGAUCGACAUCCACGCUUCUUGAGCCGAGGCUAAGCGGGCGUGUGGGGAUCUCCGCGUGGGGAAGGCACAGCGUCUACUUCGAACGGUUCCCUCCUCCCAUAUAGCAUCCCGAGCGGACGAGGGACAGUAGGCAAUAUGGCGGCUCUGCGAGUCCGAGCAGCACUACUUCGCUCCGCCGUCACUCGUCCAGCUCGCGCAUCUCGAUCUGUCUUCUUCGCCGUCCAAAGCCGGCAUGCAUCGACGCAGAAGCACCCGAAGGGCUUCCGCCCACCCUCGCCGGACGAGCUGGAAGAAUUGCGCGAACGCACAAUCGAAUUUGCGCGCCGAGAGAUCACCUACGAAGUCGCGCAGUCGACUGACCACCAGAACGAGUUCCCUCACGAGAUGUGGAAGAAGCUAGGCUCAGCCGGCUUGCUAGGUGUGACGGCUGAUGAAGACUAUGGCGGUCUAUCAAUGGGCUACCAAGCGCAUUGCGUCAUAUUGGAGGAGCUGAGUCGGGCCAGCGGCAGCAUAGGCUUGAGCUACGCCGCACAUUCUCAGUUAUGCGUGAAUCAGAUCAUGCUUAAUGGGAACGACGACCAGAAAGCCAAGUAUCUGCCAGGCCUAGUAUCAGGUGAUACAAUAGGUGCGCUAGCUAUGUCGGAGCAUGAGGCCGGUUCGGAUGUGCUUAGCAUGCGAAUGACGGCCACGAAGAAGGACGGCGGAUACGUCUUGAAUGGCACCAAGAUGUGGAUCACGAACGGGCCCGAUGCGCAUGUUAUCGUUGUAUAUGCGAAGACGGAUCCCGAAAAGGGACGAAAAGGCAUGACAGCGUUCCUUGUAGAGACAUCUACCCCUGGCUUUAGCGUAGCCCGUAAGCUAGACAAGCUCGGCAUGAGAGGCUCAAACACGGGCGAGCUCUCCUUCGACAAUGUCUUCGUACCGGCCGAGAAUAUCUUGGGGCAUGUAGAUGGUGGUGUACGAGUGCUCAUGGAAGGUCUGGAUCUGGAGAGACUGGUCUUGUCAGCCGGACCACUUGGCUUGAUGAAAGCUGCUUUAGACGUCACAAUACCGUACGUGCACGAGCGAAAGCAGUUUGGUGCUCCUUUAGCGACGACGCAGUUCAUUCAAGGUAAGCUUGCGGAUAUGUACACGAAGUACCGCGCCUGCUCCGCCUUCACGUACUCCGUUGCCCGAGCGAUCGAUGAGAGCUACCAAGACCCGCAGAUCAAGACCCAAGAUUGUGCGGGAGCGAUCUUGUAUGCUGCUGAGCGGGCAACCGAAUGCGGCAUGGACGCUAUCCAGUGUCUGGGCGGUAUGGGGUACAUGAACGAGAUGGCCGCCGGCAGGAUUAUGCGUGAUGCGAAGCUGUAUGAGAUCGGAGCUGGGACAAGCGAGAUCCGGCGGAUGGUGAUCGGGAGGGCCUUCAACCGAGAACAUGGGCUCAGAUGAGAGCGCGCAAUCAGUAUGUGGAAGCAAACGAAGGCUUUCUCUCAGAGGCACCCUUGCAAUAUCUAGGCAACAGCAUUGCAGAGCUGAGCGUGGUGCUCGCGCCGAACUUUGUCGCUCUGAGGAAGCAGCAUCCAUUAGGUCUAGAACUGGCAGCCGCCUGGGACAGCCCCUUGGCGAGGUCCGUACGAUUGAUCGAGUCAGUUUGGCGGCAGCACUCAGCCUGCGUAAGAGGCGUUGCACGAGCGGGAAACACGAUGCCGUACUAUUUGGCGAAACGAACGAGGA
Molecule: messenger RNA, 1726 nt
Organism: Baudoinia panamericana UAMH 10762
Lineage: Eukaryota; Fungi; Ascomycota; Dothideomycetes; Mycosphaerellales; Teratosphaeriaceae
Exons: 1
Coding region: 146-1441 (431 amino acids)
Biological process (GO): L-leucine catabolic process
Molecular function (GO): 3-methylbutanoyl-CoA dehydrogenase activity; flavin adenine dinucleotide binding
Source: RefSeq, a predicted model, not a curated record